Trematomus bernacchii (emerald rockcod) is the source of this 4139-nucleotide messenger RNA. RefSeq names its product UPF0606 protein KIAA1549. The record is from RefSeq and is a predicted model, not a curated record. Lineage: Eukaryota; Metazoa; Chordata; Actinopteri; Perciformes; Nototheniidae.
CGGUACCGGGGUCUAAGGCCCGGAUGUUCUGCACGGUGAUGGCGCGAAGAGAGGCGUGAAGCCCGUGGCUUCAGACCCCGCUGGCCCCUGAGACCCCCCCGGGCUCCAGCAUGGGGUCCAGAACCAGAACCUGCUCCGCGGGCCUGAUGCUGCUGGUGGCUGGCACGCUGGUUUCCAUGGUGACACCCAGCUCACCUGUCGCAGGUAUGCAGGACUUGAACCGGACGUUUGAUUCUCCGCCCCCCUCGGACCAGGACUCUGGAGCUCAGGGGAUCCACCUCCUGCUGAGACCUCCAGACCUGCUGUCCCCCAGCCUCCCGCCCCCCCUGCCCCCCCACAUCCAGCCCUCCCUCACCCCCCCCCCGCCCUGGGAGCACGGCCCCUCCCUGGAGGAGGCCUGGGGGUCCGGGGACUACCUGGAGACCCUGUCCUUCAUGGUGCCGGAGGGGGUGGAGCUAUCCAGCCCCCACCCCGAGGACCAGGACCAGAUGUCUCACCAUGGGGGGGUCUGGGUGUCCUACGACAGUGACUUCCCGUCCCGGUCCACCCUCCCCCUCUCCCCCUCCUCCCCCACCGCCCCCCUGCAGACCCGCCCCUCCCCCCCAGACCUGUUCCCCUCCUGGGACGAGGACUACGACCUGGACCUGACCCCCCUGGAGCCCACGGAGCUGCUGCUGCCCGACAUGAACAGCCUGGAGUAUUACACCAACCUGCAGGCCAGGGAGAGGGAGAGGGGGCGGGACUCCCCCAUCGCUCCCACUACAACCCUCACCCCCCACCCUCCCACCACUCUGAGCUCUGGUUCUCCUCCCACCCCUCCCCUCACACUCCCACCCACCUUCACACCUGAGGAGAACCCACCAAUCACCACCGUCAGAACCACUUCUGCUCCACAACCCAGAGACAGAGCCUCGAUUCCAGGUAGACCCCGUCCUCGACCCCCGUCCAACACCACGGGCCGGGUGCCUCCCCCCCCCCCGCUGGGACCGCCCACCCGCCCCGACAGACCAGAGAGACCCCCCACGGUCACUGAGAAACCACUGAAGGGGCCCCCCACAACCACCAAGGCAACAACCACAACAACCAGGGGGACCACAACCACCAAGGGGACAACAACCACCCAGAGCACCGCCAUCAGCCUAACCAGAGCCCCCCCCGUCACCACACCCAGAGUGACCCCUCCCACCAGGCAGUACCUCUGCAACGUCACCAAGCCGGAGAUGUACCUGGUCCGAGUCGUGAGCUCCAAAGGAUCCUCAUCAGGCUUCAGCGCCGUCAGAGAUCUUCUGAAGAGAGAGUUCAAUCGCUCCGUGGAGCUGCAGUUCCUCAGAACCCCGUCCAGUUUUGCCUUCCGGGUGGUGUCCGGGCCUCUGAUCUUCACGGCGGUGUCGGUGGUCUCGGCGCUCCGCCGGGCCCCCCGCGGCUCCGGACCCGUCCCCUCCGUGGCGCCGCUGUUCAGCGAGCCGGACCUCCGGUACCAGGUCCACUCGGUGCUGCAGUUUGUCCCCGAACACGUGGACGUCCGGGUCUGCAGCUUCAGCCAGAGGGUCGAGAGAGGCCUGGUUCUGGCCUACACCGAGACCCGCCGGCGCCACCAGGAGGCGGGGAACAUCUCCGUACAGCUGCUGAACAUCACGACGGCCGUCUCUCGGCCCGCGGCGGCGAAGGUUUCUGUCGACAUCACGUUUGCGGUGCGAGAUGGGCGGGGCUUCCUGCUGGGGUCGGAGGUCAGCGAACACCUGAGGAAGCUCAGCCCGGUGGAGUUCAGCUUCUACAUCGGGUUCCCGGCGCUGCAGAUCGCUGAGCCGUUCCAUUACCCCGAGCUGAACACGUCUCACCACCUGCGCUCCACCUGGGUCCGGACAGUGCUGCUGGGCGUGCAGGAGCAGACGGUGUCCGAGCGCAGCUUUAAAGCCCGUCUGGAGCGGCGCCUGGCUCUGCUGCUGGAGGAGAGUCAGCAGGUGCCCAGCAGGGGGCGCUGGAGGAGGGCGAGCGCCGCGGGGAACAGCAGCCUGCAGGUGGUGCGGGUGUCGCUGCUCUCGGGGCCGCAGCGCCCCCUGGAGGUGUUUUACUUCGUGGAGGGUCCAGGUGGGGACCGGGUCCCGGCUGAGACCACCUCGCUGACCCUGAACCGGCUGGACCUGCAGAGAGCUGCCAUCGUGCUGGGGCACCGCGUCCAGAGACCCCUGGCUCAGCCGGUGGAGCUGCUGUCGCCCCCCCCGGCAGAGACCCAGUCCUCCAGCGUCUGGCUGAUCGUGGGGGUUCUGGUCCCGGUGCUGCUGGCGCUCUUCAUCAUCGUCCUGCUCUACUGGAAGCUCUGCGGCUCCGAGAAGCUCGAGUUCCAGCCGGACGCCAUCAACACCAUCCAGCAGAGGCAGAAGCUUCAGGCCCCCAGCGUGAAAGGCUUUGACUUUGCGAAGCUGCACCUGGGUCAGCACAGUAAGGAUGACAUCAUGGUGAUCCAGGAGCCCGGCCCGCCCCCCCCCACCAAAGAGGCCACGCCCUCUGACGGAGGCGACCUCAACACCCCCAAAUCUAAAGGGUCGUCCACCAAGGUGCCGCGGUCCAGCCGCCGCCGGGGCCGGCUCAGCCCGUCAGACGGAGACUCGUUAGGCAGCGACCAAUCGAGCGGCAGGGAAUCGGCAGAGGAGAGCACGCGGGCCGUGGCCACGCCCAGCGAGGGGAAGCACAGGAAGACGCCCAAAAAUGGUCAGAGACACAAGAUGGGCAGUGCUCCAGACGAGCUGCUGUCCUCGUCCUCCAUCUUCGAUCACGUGGACCGUCUGUCUCGCGGCUCGUCUGACGGGACGAGGCGUCAGAACAACAACAAGGUGCAGCUGAUCGCCAUGCAGCCGCGUGUCCCCCAGCCUCACCUGAGCCCCUCCCUCACCGAGAGGGUCAGCCAAGAGGUGGCGCUGCGACACAAGUCAGAAAUCGAGCACCACCGCAACAAGCUGCGUCAGCGCGCCAAGAGGCGGGGCCAGUGCGAUUUCCCGUCCAUGGACGACAUCAUGGACGCCUUCGGGGAGGGUCCGGUUCAGAGCGCGGUGGCACAGCGGCUCUAUAGCUCCGCCCACGACCACAUGGACUGCAUCCUGCAGGCCGACACCCCCCACACGCCCACCGACUCCCACCGGAGGGGGAGGCGCUCUCCUCGGGGUCGGAGGUCUCAGCCCGGACCUGGAAGUCUUCCUGAUACCGACAGAGACCGGCUGCUCACCGACCACAGCGCCACCUACAGGAAGUACCCGGGCCUCAACAACGUGGCCUACAUGUCGGACCCGGAUCUCCCCCCGGACAACGGCAGCCCCUCCCCCACUGACGAGGUGUUUGACUCGGCGCCCCCCCCCCCGCCCUACCUGCCCCCCCAGCCCUCCAUCGAGGAGGCCCGGCAGCAGAUGCUCUGCCUGCUGGACGACGCCUUCGCUCUGGUGUCUCCGUCCUCGGGGGGCAGCGGGGGGGUAAGCGGACCCUCCCCCCGACCCCCCUACUCCGCUGCCUCCCCACACAGCCCCUUCUCCGCGAGGUACGCUGAGCUCGGCAUGUCUCCCACGUCGAUGCAGAACCUGCUGCAGAGGCAGGGCCUCAGCUCCGGAGGGUUUGUUUCCACCGGAGAGCAGGACUCUGUUUACUCCAGCAGGGGGCAGUACGAGGACCCCCCCUCCUCGUCCAGACCGCGACCUGUAGGGGGAAGCACAGGUGCGCAGCUGCACCACCUGACCCAGGUGGGUUUGUCCAGUCAUAUCGGAGUGUACCCCGGGGUCGGUCGCAGCAUGUCCGGACCCACCGGGUCCAGCUGGAACCAGCAGCACUCGGACCAGGACCUGAGCCGGUCCGGAGCCAGCAGAGAGAGCGUUUUGUCGUUUCCUGAGUUUUCCUCCUCCUCAGUUUUCCAGAUGCCCAGCUCCUCGUUGCGGGACCCGUCGGCGCCGCCUCUCCUCCUGACCUCCCCGACCCCGGAGUACCCGCCGGAGGACGCCUCGCCCUCCGCCCACACCUCCGCCUCCCUCAUUAAGGCCAUCAGGGAGGAGCUGCGCCGCCUGGCCCAGAAACAGGUGGCCGUCACCAGCUACCCUUAGACUGGUGGAUCAGGACUCAACUGGUUUCAUCCAUUAUAGUUUUUCACAGCCUAACUCUGG